AUGAUGGAAGCGGGUAUGCUAACCGAAUUUCUGGAGACUCUCGGACGAGCUCUCUUCGUCUCUCAUGAGUGGCUUGGAAAUCACCACCCAGACCCAGGUUCCCGGCAGCUGAAAGUCAUGCAGGAUGCCCUGGGCAACAUCUUAUCAGGAGCAAGCCAUGUCGAUCUUCCGAUCGUGACCGAGAUGUACUAUGGGCGCCUUUCGUGUCCCACGGCGGCCGACUUCAUGUCGAAACCACUUUUUAUCUGGUAUGACUACAUGUGCGUUCCUCAAGGUAGUGGUCCAGAUGCAAUCGGCAAUCGCCAGCACGCCAUCGACAGCAUUCCGUCCUAUGUUGCCAGGUGCGAGUACUUUGUCAUACUUUGUCCAGCCCUGCAGCAUCACGACCAAGGGCGAAUGCUGAGUCAAUCCAGCUGGGCGCAGCGAGGUUGGUGUCGUACGGAACGCCUUGCUCGGGAACUCGCAGCGCGCGAUGAUGGCUUCAUGAUCGUGAUCGAAGCUAGGGUUUGGGGUGUUUGUCAACUGGCCGGUGUCCUAGCGAUCAAGGUUCACCAAUCGCUGGUGUUCGAAGUCAACCGGUCCAUGGAAGCGCCUGGCUUGGGGAAAUUUACUUACGAGGCAGACAGGCAGAAAGUGGGGCGAGUGAUCCUCCAGAUGGUCUGGAACAAGUUGCAUCAUUAUCUCGCCCGUGGUGAUCUGCAUAAGUAUCGUUUCCUUCUCAACCAGCAAGCCGCAUGCCUGUUGCAGAACCUGAACAUAGAUCCGAUCGAUGGGUUAGUUCCAGGAUUUCGCAGUGAAGCAGACCCUUUUACGGACCCGAAAGCCGUGCUGCUGGAAUGGUUCAUGCACCAGAACGGAUUCAAGAGCUACACGGAGUACGACAACGCAGGCUGGUCACCACUAUGUUUCGCAGCGAUGAGUGGAAAUGCAGCUUUGGUGCAGUCGCUUCUAGACCAGAAGGCCAGUCCGAACGAUUCUACACAGAAGCCGAAGAAGGAGUUGGUAUUCGGCAAGAAUUUAUCCGUGCUCUCCAUCGCAGCCGCCUACAAAAGCAAUCAGGUCCUGAAGACGCUCAUCUCGGCACGGGCCAGCGUCAAUGCCCGCGACAGCCACGAAGGAACUGCCUUGCAUUGGGCAAAUAUUUCCAACAAUCCUGAAGGAGUUGGAAUUCUUUGCCAGGCAGGUGCAGAUCCCGCCAAACGCUGCUUCCCAGGGCUGACACCUUUCGAAACGGCAUGCGCCUGUUCCGCCGUCGAGGCGAUGAAGGAAAUGCUUUUUCAGGUCCCAUGUACGAGUUUGCGGCGCAGUCUACACUGGGCACUCAUGUUCCAUGGAGGAUCCACAGAAACCGUGAAGUUGCUUGGUAUAUAG
Symbiodinium sp. CCMP2592 is the source of this 1371-nucleotide messenger RNA. The record is from the annotation of a GenBank genome assembly. NCBI's taxonomy places the organism in Eukaryota, Dinophyceae, Suessiales, Symbiodiniaceae.